UAAGGGAAAAGUGACGAGAGAGUAGGAAGUUCAGUGAGAUCUUUGCUGGGCAGUUUGAAACACUUUCUUAAGAAGAAUCGGUUAUAAAAAGAAACGUAUACAUAUCGGGGGGGGGAUUUUUUUUUUUUUUUUUUUUUUAAAGAGGGGCUUUUAAAUGAUUUUAUGUAAAAACGCUGUUUCCCCUUCUUCUAACAGGAAGUCAGCAACCUCAGGGGCAAUGCGAUGUGAGUAAGCUAUGCCUUACAGCAAUGGACAGACUGUAUCCAAGCGAAAACAUGGCGUCUAUUUCUCAAAGUUUGGACUUUUCUCCAGUCUACUUUUCUUUCUUUGCUUUUUUUGCAUCUCGGGGUCGGGAGAAGCUCAGGAGAGAUGCGCGCCUUGUCCAGACAACUGUACUUGCUCUGUUCUGGGACCACAACUUUCUUGUCUCGUUAAUUGUUCAAAUACCGGACUACAUCAGGGACCUGAUGCGAUGGAUAUCCCGUGUGAUACAGCUAUUCUAGACCUUUCACAGAAUCGUUUCUCCUCGAUCGAUGCCAGUCUCUUUCAGCGUUUGACUUCCUUGAAGGAAUUAUAUCUUCAAGGUAACAAUAUAAGUGUUCUUCCUCAUGGAAUCUUCUCUUGUGGAAUAUUAUCCAUAUUAGAUUUAAGCAACAACCAGAUUUCUACAUUAGAAGAAGGAAUGUUUCAUAAUUUAUUUAAUUUAAGUGAAAUAAACUUGAGUUUGAAUCCGUUUGUUUGUGAUUGCAAACUCCUCCAGUUAAUUAGUUGGAUUGCAGAGCAAGGGGUUGUUGUCCAUCAUGCCCAGUCCACAAAAUGUGCCAAACCUCCUGAAGUAGAAAACCUGCCUCUGUUAAGUGUUAAUGUCUCCAGUAUUACAUGUGGGCUUAGCUAUGCAGCCUGUUUGUUAGACAAACACACAGGGAGGAAAGAACUGGUAAUAUUUUCAUCAUUAACACCUGGGAAUUUCACGAGAAACUCCUGCAAUGCACUUUGCUUCAGCACACACCAGCCAUACGGAGGCCUGGGCACGAAAAACGAAUGUCUGUGUGGCACGAACUUUGAACCCAACCUAAUCAGCGAAUCCCAGUGUUCAGCUGCUUGUUCAAACCACCUGGUCAUGAGGGACUGCCGCUGGACUGUCGCACAGCAAGCCUUCAUCGUGGAGUUCACAGCAUAUUUUACGCAACUCGGCACUUUCAGCAUCCACGAAGAGGCUAAGCUAAAUAUCAGUAUUUCUGUUUCUGUAAGCACUUUAUUAUGGGACUUUGGAGAUCAGACACCUUUGCUGAACACAACCAAAUCCUCAGCAUCUCACAAGUACGCCAUCCCUGGGAAGUACAGGGUUAACGUUACCCUAUUUGCAGGGGCGGAUGUCACAUCCAUUCAGACCGAAGUCAAUGUCAUCAUUCCUCCAAGGCUGGAGCUCAAAUGCCCUGCUGCAGUUACAGCUAACGACAGCAUCGAUAUCGGUAUCGCAGAAUGGGAUGGAACAAAUGGAACUGUUGAUUGGAAUAUUGUGUCGGAAAGUGGCGAAAUAGGCAAAGCCCCAUUUUGUCCCUCUGAUGGGCUGUUGCAUAUUGGAAGCCUCCGCUGUUACCAGUUGAUCAGAAGCAAUUCUACGUGGCAGGAAGCGCGACAGUUUUGUGCGUCGCAUGGCAAUGGUGACCUGGCUACAGUGACCAACCAAGACGUUAAGAAUUUGCUGAUAACCCUCAUAGGAAAUGAGAGAGAUGCGUGGAUCGGACUCUGGUACACUGAGAGCGACAGAUCCCUCAAGUGGGUAGACGGGUCAGCUGCAGGUGACCUUGAAACCUUGUUGACCAGCGAACCAGCGUCAGGAUCUGAAAAUACGUGCUUGACCAUGGACUCUUCUGGCCAAUGGAACCCCAAACUGUGCUCUACGAGAGCCGCGUCCAUCUGUGAAUACAGACAUCAGCCACAAGUUGCAGAAAAGAUACCUGACGCAGAUUACUUUCUAGAGGGCAGUGCAGCCUUUAAUGAGAGUGCUCCUUUAAGGACUAUAACAAGAUUGGCUUCUUUGAGUGCCCCUGCAAGGAGCGUUGAGCUGCUGGUGUUUCCUGGACUGUGGUUCAGGCAGAAGGGAACCUUGGCUGCUCUGGAGUUUGUGACCCAGGCCCUGAACAGCACAGUGCAAAUAAGGCUUCAGGUUUACAGACCCAGCUGUGACAGGCUGGGUCUCAACCUAGUCUUGCCAGGUUGUGGAGAGCACUGUGUGCCCACUGCUGUUUGUCAGACCGAGGCAGCGAGCAACAUGACUGGAGUUUGUCCAGCCAGGUAUCAGUGGUGCCCUUUUACUGCGGACUGUUUGCCAGUCAGCCACGCCUGCCAUUCCAGUCUGUGCACGGCCUGUCCAGCUCCCUUUGUCUAUGGCAGGUCUCAGCCAGAGCACAGCCUGGUUCAUGAGCUUCUCUUCACACUUUUACCUGCCGUUUCAACUCAUUAUUUGGCACACAGUUGGAGUGAAAAUAUCCAAGUCUAUCCCGGAGACUUUAUUGCAGUCCAACAUGAUGGAGAACCAGGCUCACUAAUCAACUGUCGCCAAGAUACUAUGUCACCAUGGAAACAGAACUACUUCCGUGUUAACCAUUCUGACUGGAUCACUGGCUCCCUUGACAACACAACCUUGAGAAACUGGACUGAAGAAGCAGUCUGCAGCCUCCGAGUCCUGUACACCCAGAAGAAAGUGAAGUUCAUUGAAAGUCCGCUUCUUAAAGUUGGUUUAACCACCCCAGGAAUGUAUAGCUUUCACGCAGCUGUAGAAAGCAAACCCUUUUCUAGAAAUCUUUCCUGCACGUUUCAGGUUGUGCCCCCUCUCGGCUUAACCAUCGUCUACCCGCCAGUGCAAGAUGACAUCAUCUACUUCCCUACAAACAAAACAUUUCUUCUUCUUAAAAUCACCUCUUGGCACAAUGCCACAGCCCGUUGGCAUGGCAACAACCAGAGUUUUCCUUUCCAAACAAUUUGUCCUGAAGAAAUUGCCUCACUAAUUGAAGACUGUAAAAUGAACAGCAGUGGUGCUCUGUUUUCACGCAUAGACCUGGAACUGAAUAAUGCCAGUGUCGUUUCUGUUGUCAUUACAGCAGACAAUGAACUUAGCUCUGAGAACCAGACUGUUAAAGUAAAGACAGAGGACCCUGUUAGAGGUCUGAGGAUUGUCCCUGACCCACACCACAGAGUGUUGGUUAAAUCCUUAGUGAGUUACACUGCAGUUGUGGACAGUGGGUCUGAUGUUACCUUUAAGUGGACAGUUGAUGAUAAACCAUCAUUCACAUACUACAACACAGUGCUUAAUGUGAUUUACCAGAAUCCAGCGAUCUACAAACUUUCUGUCACUGCGUUAAACCACGUGAGCAGCCUGAUGGCAGAAUUCAACGUCACGGUGGACAGGAUGAAUAUGAUGGCUGACCUGAGGGUGGUUGGCGUGCCUGCUGUCGUCCCUCAGAGUUCCUCUGAGACACUCACAGCCAGCAUCAAAGUGGACACAGCUGUAGACGCCACAUUCCAGUGGACUUUUGGAGAUGGAGGCCACACCACUUAUCAUUUCAAGCCCCCCUAUGACAUUUCUCUUCAGGUUCAAGACACCAGUGUAAACCAAGCCUUGUUACAGCACAAUGUCACCUACACAUACCAACAACCAGGAGAAUACACCCUUACUGUGUCUGUGUCUAAUAAGUAUGAAAACAUCAGCCAGCUGAUACAAGUGUUUGUCUACAGCCAUCUCACUAGUGUGGGAAUAAUAGUUGAUACUGAAGCUCUUGUGGUUGGUAGUACGGCAGCAUUUGAGGCCCACCCCCUCCCUUCACCAUAUGGAAUCAUGUACACCUGGAGCUUUGGCGAUGGCUCUUCUCCUGUUCAGGGGCGGGAGCGCAGAGUAAACCACACCUUCAAUCAGAGCGGGGUCUAUAACAUUAGCGUCCGCGCUAACAACACAAUCAGCAGCACGGAUUCCCAAAGGAGUGUUCUGGUCUUUGAGGCGAUCACAGGUCUAAGUGCCUCAUCGAAUGGACCUACUGAGCUUCAUACUGCAGUAUUGAUUCAUGCAGAGGUUAAAACUGGGAAUAACAUUAGUUGGAUCUUUGACAUGGGAGAUGGGAGUCAGCUGACAAACGUUGGUCCUGUGGUGGAGUACACUUACGUGAAAGAGGCCAUCUACACUGUCAACGUGACUGCCAUAAAUGCAAUCAGUAUCGCGUCCGUGUCCCUAGCUGUUCAAGUAUUUGUGCUUGAGGUUUUAAGGUUAGAGCCUUCCAAGUGCAUUCAGGAACUUGUUAAUAUAAGCUUUAUCGCCUUUGUAUCAGGGAACUCUUCAGUCUAUGUAUAUGACUGGAACUUUGGAGAUGGUUCACCUAAUCUGACUGUAAAAGGCAGUCCUGAGGCAAAUCAUCUAUUCAGAAGGAGUGGGGUGUAUGCUCUUUCAUUGGGACUGUCGAGCAGUGUUAAUAAAGCCAAUUUCUUCACCAGUAUUUGUGUUCAGCCAGUGGUAAUGAAUGUGACAAUUGUGCCUCUCAGUAAGUACACCAAAUUGGGCGAGGAGAGCAGAUUUUAUGUCAGCGCCUUUCCCGAGUAUCAGUACAAUUAUCUGUGGGACUUUGGCACUAAUGACUCUGCUGUCCGAGGAACUAAUGAAAUGGGCUUCACUUACAGAAACGCGGGCCAGUAUUCUGUUACAGUCUCUGUGCUCAACAACAUUUCAUUUAGCAGUAGUAUGGUGCAGAUUGAAGUCCAGGAGUCUGUUGGGUUGGUAAUAAUCACACACAAUGGCACAAAGUCCAACAAUUUAGCAUUACAAGAGACGUACAUGUUUAGGGCUUCUGGGAGUUAUUGGAAAGAGAGAUACACAUGGGAUUUUGGUGAUGGAAGCAACAAACUGGGCUGCAAUGUCACCCAUGCAUAUAACUCAACAGGCAAUUUUAACAUUACCCUCACAGGCUGGAACGAGGUUAGCAGUAAUACCUCACAAAUUAGCGUUGCAGUCAAAACACCAGUUCGUGGCUUGACAGUUACUGCAAGCAAGACCAUUGUGCCACUGAAUGCAUCUGUCACUUUCAUGGCACAUCUGUUAGCAGGAGAUGAUCUCCAUUACUCUUGGAUCUUGUGCGACAGGUGCACGCCAAUUCCUCGGUCGUCAACUAUUUUCUACACAUUUCGGUCCAUCGGGACGUUUAACAUCAUUGUGACUGCAGAGAAUGAAAUCAGCUCAAUGCAGGCCAGCAUUUUCAUCUUUGUACUGAAGGAGAUAGAGGGUCUUCACAUUGUAGCAGAGGAUCUUGUUGACGGUUGCUGUUUUGCAACCAACAGAGUUCUACAUAUGCAGGCAGCCAUCAGAGAUGGAACUAAUAUGUCUUACAUCUGGACUGUUUUAAAAGCCCAAGACCCUAUUCUAAACUUUAGUGGAAAGCUUUUAGAUGUCAACUUUCCAGAACCUGGCUUUUAUGAUGUCAUUUUAAAAGCAACCAACCUCUUGGGCACAUCAAGUGUGAACAGGACCAUUGAAUUUCUGGAUCCUAUUGGAAAUAUAUUCAUGACUGCAGUGCCCAACCCUGUGGCAGUCAAUCACUCUACUAAUAUCUCUUUGUUAGUAAGUAGUGGCACCGAUCUAAAAUAUAUUUGGUCCACAGAAGAUCAUUUUACCAGUCCUACAGAAGAGUCAUGGAUUACUCAUCAGUUUAGCACUCCAGGACUCAAACAAGUUGGUGUCAUGAUUACCAAUAAAGUGAGCUCAAAAAAUGUUGCCACUUUAAUUAGUGUACAAGAGCCUAUUUCAGGAGUAAAUUUCUUUGCUCAGGAUCUCCCAGACCAAUAUUACAUAGCCUCUGGUUCAACUGUCUCAUUGCAAGGGGAAUUUCAACGAGGAACAAAUGUUACAUGGACGUGGCAUCUUCCAAAUAGUACAGCAACCGAGCAGCAAAUCACUCUGCUUUUUGCUGUGUCUGGGAUCUAUACCAUAUCCUUAAAUGCUUCCAAUGAUAUCAGCUGGGCUUUGGCCUCUAGAAACAUCACAGUACAAGACAAAAUAGGAGGGCUUGAGUUAAAGGCCAGCAAGAACAUUGCGUCCCUAAGAGAGAAUGUCCUUUUCAUGAUUGGAAUCUCUUCAGGAACUUCCGUAAGCUUCUUGCUAAGUAUUAGUGGAGACUCCUCAGUGUUCGUUGUGAACCUCAAUUAUACCCAUCAGUUUACCAAGGUGGGGGACUUUGUUGUCAACCUGACAGCACAAAACCAAGUCAGUACAGAAAGGACCAGCAUUAUAGUCACAGUAAUGGAGCCGGUGAGCAGACUGAGAAUCGUCAACUGUUGCGAGGAAGCCAUUCCAACAGGAGUGAGUAAAAUGUUCAAUGCCGAAACACUGACUGGUUCUCCAGUGACAUAUCUGUGGACCUUUGAUCUGCACUGCGGUUCUAAGAAAACCAUCAUUGGAAAGCAAGUCUCCUACACGCCGCCCCAAGCAGGACAGCUCACCAUAUACCUCAGCGCUUUCAAUGCUUUAGGGAGUCAGAACAUCACAAGAGUAAUCCAAGCUCAGAACAAGCUCCUCUUAGCUACACUAGAAGCGAAGCCUGCAGAAACUCUUGUCAACAAACCUGUGACCAUGCAGGCUUUGGUUUCACCACAUCCAACUUCGGUAAACUAUGUGUGGAGUUUUGGUGAUGGUUCAGAAAAAAGGACGACCAAAACUGCAAACGUAUCACAUGCUUACUUGGUUCCAGGGGAGUAUACUGUAGAGGUAAACGCAAGCAAUCUUGUAAGUUUUGCAGUUGCCCAGACCACCGUGACCAUACAGGUCUUGGAGUGUGAGGAACCUGAGGUCCAACCGGUUCAGUCAUCUCCAACUGUCAUCAGAAGAUCCCAGAGAAACUAUUUGGAGGUAGCUGUGGACUUCAGAGGCUGCACGAGGUACAAGAUAGAGUAUCUCUGGGAGAUUUACAGAACCACAACCUGCUCGAACUCCAAUGACAAUUCUAAAGUAAGCCUGCAUGAUGUCGAUGUACAGAGGCCUCAACUGGUCAUACCUAGGAUGGCACUGGACUUGGGGAGCUACUGUGUUAUCUUCUCCCUUUCAUAUGCAGAUGUGCCACUUAGAAAGAGCAUUGCUAUUCAUCUAAAUGUGGUUCCGAGUAAACUGGUUCCUAUAAUCGAUGGCGGGACAUUUCGAGUUUGGUCUAAGACCCAGGAUUUACUGAUGAAUGGUGAAAAGUCAUAUGACCCCAAUCUGGAGCCUGACAACCAAUCCCCUCUGAGUUAUACUUGGACAUGUGUGAUUUCAUCCAAGACACCCUCCUCUGGUUGUAAUCUGAAAUGCGGCUCCCAGGAAAAGGUGUUGGUCAUCGCUGAGGACAUGCUGGAGGCAGAUGUGGUGUACACGUUCCUGCUGACUGUCAGCAAAGCUGGCAUGAGCCCAGAGAAUACGACCCAGACUGUUUUGGUGAAGAAUGGCACAGUCCCCAUGGUGUCUCUGGAGUGCAUCUCAUGCAAGGCACAGUCUGUCUAUGAAGUGAGCCAAAGCUCUUAUGUGUAUCUGGCUGGGACCUGUAACAACUGUCAGGAUAAUAAUUCUCACUCCGGGCGUUGGAGGGCCCAGAACUCAAAGAAUGAGUCCUUGGUGUUGGAUGUGACCACCACCUCCACUGGCAGCACUGGCAUGAACCUGGUGGUGAGACAGGGGAUUCUGAAGGAUGGAGACGCUUACACCUUCAGUCUGCAUGUCACUGAUCCUUUCAUGGAGAACGAGGGCUUUGCAUCCAUUGAACUGCGGCCUAACUUGCCCCCUGCUGGCGGCUUCUGUGUGCUUCACCCCAGUGACAGAGCAAACGCAUUGACCACUAAAGUGCAGUUCAAGUGUACAGGGUAUAAAGAUUCGGAAGACUCUGAGACUCCACUUCUCUAUAGCUUGAUUGUCACCCGCUGUAACAUUGAGCACUGCGAGGACUUCUGUGUGUAUAAAGGCACCAAUGCCGAGUAUUCUGCCUUCCUUCCACUGGGCUUCAGAGCCAGCAGGUUCAGAGUGGACGUGUCCGUGACUGUGCAAGACCAGCAGGGGGCAGCCAUCGUAGCUCUCAACCAAUCCAUGGUCAUACACCUCCCUGAUCCACCAGAGCAGUUUCAGAGUCUAACUCACUGGCUGUACAACCAGACUGAAACAGCCCUGGAGGACCUAAUUAAGCAGAAAGACCCUCGGCAAGUCCGGGAGUACGCACUGGCCCUCAUCACAGUGUUAAACGAGUUUGAGCAAAUUGGGCCGCCGUCUUUGGACUCGCAAAGUGAGCAGGAUUUCAGAAUCCUGAUUCGCAGCAAGGUCACCUUGGCUCUGAUUUCUCUGGAGGUGAACACGGUGGACGAUAUCCAGCAAACCUCAGCUGCCUUAGCCCAGUGCACGGCUGUUAGCAGGGAAUUCAUUUGCAGAGAAUGCCAGAGACAAACGUUAACCAAGCUGGAGUCAAUGCUGGCGAUCCUGCAGAGUGACACGAGACAGGGGACAGUGACGCCCACAAAGCUAGCCGACAACAUCCUUAACAUUAUGGGAGAUCUGAUUCACCUUGUUAACCAGCCUCCUCCCCAGCCAACAACAGAUGACAGCUCUAAUGAUCAGCACCCCCUGCUGGUGGCCUCCAAGGCUUACAACCUGUCCUCGGAGCUGAUGCGAAUCCUCAUGCAUUCCCGCGUCCUAAACGAGGAGCCGCUAGUCUUACACGGGACGGAAAUCACAACGCAGGGAAAGCGCGCCCACCCCCUGAACCUGCUGUGCUUUCCCGAUGGACCACUGUGCCCUUUCUCGAUCCCAAAGGAAUUCAACAGCACCUUCCGCGACAUGACUGGCAUCGUUCAGGUGAUGUUUCAGGUCGACUCGAACCCGUUCCCCUUCGGUUACAUUGGAAACUACACGGUUUCCACAGAAGUGGCGUCGAUGGAGUUUCAGACUGCGAAUGGAACCCAGAUCCCCAUAUCGAGCCUUGGAGCCAGUAAGGCCAUCACUGUAAUGGUUUCCAACAGCACCGGAGUUAAGGAAAACUCAUCUUGGACAGAGGUGGUCAGUGAGUGGAGUUCUGUCAUUGUGCUGGUGACAACUGGAAAUACCAACAAAGCAGUAGGACUGCAUAUUCAAGUCAUGUUUACUGUAUUAAACGAUGGGGCUGCUGCCAGUGAAGAAGAGCCGUAUAUCACCGCCUAUCUCCACAGUUAUCUGAACCCUAAUGAAUAUAACUGCACAGCCCAGAAGAGGAUCACCCUGAGCAUGGCAAAGGGACCGGAUCACAGGCCAUACACUUUCUUCAUUUCUCCAGAUGUUUUUGACACAACCAAAGACUACUACCUGAAUGUUACAAACGGGUGCUGGAGGUCCCCAGUGCAGGUGGAGGUGGGAGUGUACACCUCGCUGUGCCAGUACUUCAACAACCAGGAGAUGCGCUGGAAAACUGACGGCAUGGUACCCCUGGAGAGCACCACCCCAGACAAGGCAGUGUGUCUGACAGAGCACCUCACUGCCUUCGGAGCCAGUCUCUUUGUACCCCCAGACGCCGUGAGGUUCCUCAUUCCUGCUCCGUCUCCCGGAAUGAACUACAUCGUUCUGCUGACGUGCGCCGUCUGUUUCGUCACCUACUCAGUCGUGGCUGUCAUUGUCCGCAAGUUGGAUCUGAUUGACAUAAACCGCGCUGGAGUGAUUCCUUUCUGUGGGAAGGACGGCCUGUAUAAGUAUGAGAUCCAGGUGAAGACUGGCUGGGGACGUGGAUCAGGCACGACAGCUCAUGUUGGGAUCAGCCUGUAUGGAACAGACAGUAAAAGUGGCCACAGACACCUGGAUGGGUGGAAUGCUUUCCUCAGGAACAGCCUGGAUAUAUUCCACAUGUCAACGGACAGCAGUCUGGGUAGCAUCUUGAAAAUCAGAGUCUGGCAUGACAAUAAAGGACUGAGUCCCUCUUGGUACCUGCAGUACGUCAUUGUGAAAGAUCUGCAGACCAGCAAGAAGUAUUUCUUUCUCAUCAAUGACUGGCUUUCUGUGGACAAUGAUGAUAAUGAUGGGAUGGUGGAGAAGGAGGUCACAGCUGCAACGAACGCUGAGCUCAGGCAAGUCUCCCGGAUCUUCGUGGCAGAGCUGGAGAGAGGGCUCUCUGAGAAGCACAUCUGGCUGUCACUGUGGGAGCGUCCUGCACGCAGCAGGUUCACUCGAGUGCAGAGAGCCACCUGCUGCACUGUCCUCAUCUACCUGUUCAUCCUCGCCAACGCAGUGUGGUACGGCCUAGUGGGAGACAAAACCAGGAGCUAUGUCCCCGUCUCUAAUCUGAUGCCUGUGAACUUGGAGACGGUGGCUGUCGGCAUGGUGACGUGCGUCAUUGUGUAUCCAGUUUAUCUGAUAGUGCUGACUCUCUUCAGGAUGGCGCGCAGCAAGGCAUCAGUUAAGCCUCCUGUAGCACAGCUUGAGCAGCAGUCAUUAGAAAUCGAUGACUACCUUGACUCCUCAACCAUUGGCAACUCCUUUCUAACUUUCAAUGGAGUAUCAGGGGAGACUUAUUCUGAAGAGAUCAAUUCUGAUAUAUCGGUUGCUGCUUCAAAGAGCUUGCAGAAAUCAAACUCCCAGGAAAGGGUGGUGCCACACUGGCCGGACCUCCUGAACGAUCCCUCCAUCAUAGCCAACAACCUGCCCAAGCUGAAGAGAGGCCAGGGCAGCCGCCACCUCGGAGUGGACAUGGCUUUAGUUUCUGAGGAGGAAGAUUUCUACAUCAACAGGAACAAGUACUUCACUGCCUCAGAUGAGGAUCUGAUAAAGAAAAUUCUCGCCGAUGGGCACAGGCAGGCUUCGAGACUCCGAGAGUCUCAGCUCUAUCUUUCCCACACAGAGACUGAGCUGGCUGACUUAUCCACUAUUUUUGGAGACAAGACUGAAGUGAUUCUCCUGCAGCAGCUGAAUGAGCCUGGACCAACUGGGACUGGAAGGCGAGACCCUCCUCGAUCAGCACACAUCUCCACUGGGACGACGAGGAGAGACCUUCCCCGAUCAGCACACACCUCCAGGACAGCAGUGAUGGAUGCCUCUGCACCGAGGUUGUUCCCGCACUGGUGCAGCCACGCUGCCCACGUGCUGAGUUUCCUCCUGCUCGCGGGCUCAAUCGGCAUCUCCGUGUGGAUCGGGAUGGGGUUCGGCUCCAGCGUGGCCCUCAUGUGGCUCCUCUCGGGGAUCUUCAGCUUCCUCGCUUCCUUCUUUGUGCUGGAACCCCUCAAGGUCUUGCUGGAGGCUCUGUACUUUGCCCUGAUUGCGAAGCGGAUUCUCCCAGAGGAGAGGGACACUCUGGUUGAAAACCCCCAGGUGCAGCACGUUUCAGAGAAGAUUCAACGAGUCAGAGCACCACAGGGCUUCGCACUAUUCCAGGCUAAGGAGGAGGCUAAGAAAGUCAGAAAGCUGCACAGAAUGCUAAAGAGUUUCCUUGUGUACAUGUUCUUCCUGCUGGUUGUGCUGAUCACCAGCUACGAAGACUCGUUCAGGGACACCAACGCCAGACACCUGCAGAGCCUGGUGCACCAGAGGCUGGACACAACUGAAUUCAUCAGCAUUGAGAAGCCUGAGGAGUUCUGGAUAUGGCUAUCCCACGUGCUUCUACCUUAUCUCUAUAGCAACGAAACAAUGAGGGAGACCAAUAACAUUCUCCUGGGGGUUCCCCGGCUUCGCCAGAUUCGUAUGCAAAAUGCAGGAUGUCCCAUAUCUAAUUACUUGGAGCCCUCACUGGCAGAGAGAGAUUGCAUCCAGUUUGCUCCAAUUGUAGACACGAGGAGCUAUGGGCUGGGCUGGGGCAGCCAGAACCUGAAUCAGAGCAACACCUGGACAUACUUCCCUCCCGAUCUCACUGGGGUUUGGUACUGGGGUAAGCUGUCUAUCUAUAACAGUGGAGGGUACGUGAAAGAACUGAAGAGAACCAUGAACGAUUCCAACACCACUCUGCUAGACCUGCAGCGCAAUAACUGGCUCGAUAGGAUGACCAGUGCCGUUUUCGUUGAGUUCACGCUCUACAACACCAACACAGAUCUGUAUGCUGCGGUCGCGUUACUGGUGGAGUUUGCAGCCCCGAGCAGCGCGUACACCUCUAUGCAUAUCAAAGCUGUACCGUUGCUGCGAUUAAGCACAGGGGCUGAUCUGCUUCUCGUCAUGAUGGGUUUCCUCGUGAUGUUCGUGGUUUACUUUGUGGUUCAUGAGACCCUGAUCAUGAAAAAGGAAAGAAGCUCCUACUUCUCCCAGCCAUGGAACCUGGUGCAGUGGAGUGUCAUCGUGCUCACUCUUGCUGCAGUGGUGGUUCACCUGAACCGGAUCAGCAUUGCCGAUAAGCAGUGGCACACGUUUCUAAAUCAUCGGGACGGCUUUACCAAUUUCUACCAGAUUGCCUUUCUGAGUUACGCAUUCACCAAUCUGGCAGCUGUGGUUCUCUUUCUGUUAAUUUUAAAGGCCGCUGUGCAGCUGCGUUUCCUCAGGGACUGGUCAGUGUUUGGGAAGACUCUGUGCCGCUCAGUGAGGGAGCUCCUGGCAGCCGGGGUGGCCCUGACUCUCCUGCUCCUCGCAUACUCCCAUCUAGGUUAUUUGGUGUUCUCCUCUUCCAUGGAAGGGUACAGCAGCUUUGGCUCAUCAGUUCUCUCUCUGCUCUCCACACUGCGAGGCCUGGGGUCUUUAAAGGCCUGCCUCCCCGAGCAGCGGUCAGCAGUCUGUUAUGUUUUCUACAUCAGUUACACCGUCAUUGAUAUGUGGAUCAUCCUACGAAUAUUUGCAGUCGUCCUGAUCAGGAACUACACUGUGGUGCGCUUUGAAAUGUACAGACCUGCCAUUGAACCUCAGGACUAUGAAAUGAUGGAGCUGUUUCUCAGGAGAUUGAAAAUGUGGAUGGGAAUUAGCAAAACUAAAGAGUUCCGACACAAAGUCCGGUUUGAGGGAAUGGAGCCCUUACCUUCACGUGCCUCCACCGACUCGAAAUCUCUGUUCCUGCCGACUCCGGACUCUGCCUCCGACAUCUCCUCCAACUCCACCACCUCCAGCCAAGCAGAUUCUUUCCACCCAGUCAUGUCCAGAGAGCAGGCCGAGGCUGAGGCUGCCCUGCACCGCCUCCUGCCCGUCUUCGAGACCCUGCUCCUGCAGCUCGACCGGGUCAACAAGGUCACAGAGGACGUCUACCAAGCCGAGUGCCGCCUGGAACACAUUCAAACGAAGAUCAACAAGAAGAAGUAUGUUCAGAUGACUCAGAUCUUACUCAAGUACUGCACGACGAGCAAGAGCAGCUCUGCUGGAAAGAGCAGCUCAAACCACCUGGACCACAAAUCAAAACCCAGGAAAGGUAAAGCAAGGCCACUGGAUCCAGACUGGACCAAGAGAUCAAAAGGAGCUUCUUUGGUUGAGGAGACCACUGUGGGAACACAGAUGCCCAAUGCACCUUCAAGCUUAUUUCGGCAUCCAGCGCAUACGACCACUGUCCCAGUCAAGAAGAGGAAACCUGCAGCAAUGAAAAACAAGGUGCAUCCAAACACAGACAGUCAUGUAUCCAGUCACUUAAAAUCGUAGAUCUGACCAGAUCGCAUUCCAGGAGGAGGAGGAACAUGUACACCAGAAGUGUGCUCAAGGAGUCAAAUGGUGUUUUAAAAAGUCACAUGGUGACAUGCUGAAACUUAAGCAAGUGGUGCAAGUACAAAACUGAAGGUCAUUUCCAUGUAUCCACCUGGAGUGGAGCGUCCAGCAGGCUGGACAAAGAGAAAAGCAGAAUAUGAAUAUAACUCAAGCACAUCUUGUUUCGAAACACCUUCAAAAUAUUUAUUGGUUCAUAAGUCAAAACGUCCAUUCCCCCCCCCCCCCAUAAAUGGCCAAUUAAAUGGUUUCUGAGAAUUAGCAGUGCUGAUCUUCAGAACACAGCCCCUUGUGUCAGACUUAUUUUACUGCCGCUAGGUUAGAAGACCAUAUGGAAGCACUUACUGGGGUGUUCCACAUAAAAGGAACCAGCCCCUUGUCCAUGAAACAAAGAAAUGUUGAAAUCGUACAAGUUAACAGACUUGGGUGCAGGUCAUCAGCAUUAUUUAGGUGGCCCAGGAGGUCAGUAUGAAAUGGACAAAGCAUUGCUUAUGCUUUAAAAAUUGAUUUUUGAACUGUUGUUUGUAAAACAAAAUCUAUGGAGAGGGCUUUAUAUAGUGUACAGUUUUGCUCGGCAGAUAGUGUGAACGGUAAUAGCAAUUAAAACAACGCAUUAGCAGCGUACCAAUACAUUGGACAUUGAAUAUUGCUAUUGUACCUGGUAAGGAUGUCUGAUAUUUUAUUCUGGGUUUAACCUUACCUGCAUUCAUCAUUUUGAAUGAGAUUGCUUUAAAAGCUCUGGUGUAAAAUAAUUCCAAAGUACUUUUAAAAAUAUAAAAAGGCUUGCUAAAUGGUGUAGUACUUACAGUUGCUAAUUAAUUUCUAUUGCUUUAUUAGUAAGCAAAAUGGUACAAUUGGCAGUAGUUGCUAAGCAAUACAGAUAAUUAUAUAUUAUCGAUUUUAAUUUAAAUGUUUUCAUAUUAUAUGUUGUACCCAGCACUUUAUUUGUAAAAUGAUGCUGUUGUUAGAUGGCAUUUUUUUCUUUUUUUUUUUACUUUAUGAAAAGAAUAUGGUUUAUGAGAUGAAUAUAGUUGCACUUCAGGAAAACAUAGCAGCAAGACACUCAGCUUUGCAUGUUUAAGAUUUUCUUUAGCAUAUCAGCUCACUGCACAUUGACUCAGGGACCCCAGAGCAGGAUGUAUUUAAAAUUUGCAAAAAUCAGGUGCGCUACAAAAGAUCAUUGUUAUAUGGUGACCUGUCUAAACCAAACAGGAUUCAUUUUACAGGGCAUUGUUAGGAGGAAGAGACUUUUUUUAAACUUGUGUAGUUCUAAAAUCCAUUUCCCUACUACUAGCAGAGAGGUUUUAAAUUAUUGAACCAACUCCCCAAAAAACAAAACGGGACCACGAGGUUUGAUAAAAAAAAACGUGUGUGUGUUAAGGAUGCCGAAUGGCAGA
Messenger RNA from Polyodon spathula (Mississippi paddlefish), 15003 nucleotides. It is a transcript of the gene pkd1a, whose product is annotated as polycystic kidney disease 1a. Gene Ontology annotation, molecular function: protein binding. Gene Ontology annotation, biological process: kidney development. The record is from RefSeq and is a predicted model, not a curated record. Gene Ontology annotation, cellular component: membrane. The coding region runs from base 236 to 13546 and encodes 4436 amino acids. The transcript is spliced from 47 exons. Lineage: Eukaryota; Metazoa; Chordata; Actinopteri; Acipenseriformes; Polyodontidae.